Messenger RNA from Photinus pyralis (common eastern firefly), 1297 nucleotides. RefSeq names its product cAMP-dependent protein kinase catalytic subunit alpha-like. Gene Ontology annotation, molecular function: cAMP-dependent protein kinase activity; ATP binding. Gene Ontology annotation, biological process: peptidyl-serine phosphorylation. Gene Ontology annotation, cellular component: cAMP-dependent protein kinase complex; nucleus. The transcript has 6 exons. Lineage: Eukaryota; Metazoa; Arthropoda; Insecta; Coleoptera; Lampyridae. The coding region runs from base 104 to 1207 and encodes 367 amino acids. The record is from RefSeq and is a predicted model, not a curated record.
UAUCGGUAUCGGCCAAAAAUGCCAACAAUAUAGCAGAAUCUACCACGGUACGAACACUAUUUCCAUGAUUACAUUUAUUCAAUGACAGAUUUCAAAUUUGACAAUGGAACCUCAUAGGGAAAUUUCAAGAAGUGCAACACUUACGAGAAUCACUUCGAGAACUGAAGGACAGUCUACAAAAAGUGACGAGUAUGAACAAAUACUAGCCAAGCUCAAAAAGGACUUUGAGAAAAAAUGGAACGCCCGGAUGAGUACAAAGAGUGACCUGACCAUGGCAAAUUUUGAAACGUAUAGAACCCUUGGUACAGGUUCGUUCGGAAGAGUGGUUUUGGUGAAAAAGAUCAAGACGGACAAUUAUUUUGCCAUAAAAAUUUUAGAUAAAGAAAAAAUCGUUAGACUUAAGCAAGUUCAACAUACUCUCAGUGAGAAGCAUAUACUAAUGUCUAUUAAUUAUCCAUUUGCAAUUACAAUGAACCACUCGUUUAAAGAUAACAGCUACAUAUACUUCGUACUGCCGUUUAUUAACGGCGGUGAGAUGUUUUCGCAUCUUCGUAGGCAGCGCAAGUUCGACGAAAAUCUUGCCAAGUUUUAUGCCGCACAGGUUCUUCUAACGCUAGAGUAUUUGCACGAGAUGGAUUUGAUCUAUCGCGAUUUAAAACCGGAAAACAUUCUAAUAGACCCCGAUGGGUAUAUUAAAGUAACUGAUUUUGGAUUUUGUAAGAUGGUGAAGGGGCGGACGUGGACACUAUGUGGCACACCCGACUAUUUGGCUCCGGAAAUAAUUUUAUGUAAAGGAUACGGACAAACUGCCGAUUGGUGGUCAUUCGGGGUCCUCAUGUACGAAAUGUCCGCCGGGUAUCCUCCAUUUUACGCCCACGAUUCCAUGAAAAUUUACGAGAAAAUCAUAGGAGGAAAAUAUAAAUUUCCUGCGCAUUUCAGCGGGGAACUAAAGGAUAUUCUGAGAAACACAUUGCAAUUGGAUCUGACUAAAAGGUACGGCAAUUUAAAAGGUGGAACAAGCGAUUUCAAGAAUCAUAAAUGGUUUAAAGGCAUCAAUUGGUUGAGCCUUUAUCAGCGCAAGGUACAGCCGCCAUUUGUUCCAAUCACUAAAAAUGUAGGCGACACUUCUAAUUUUGAUGUUUACGACGAGGAACCUCUUCAAGUAGCAGCGAAAGAGUUGUACCCAACCGAAUUUGCAGAUUUUUAGUUUCACAAUGGUUUACCUAUCUGUUUAAAAACAUUGAAUUAUAUUAGAAGGGCGUUAUUUUUAUGCAAUAAGAGACGCUUUUCAGGUUUA